CUGGCCCAGAAAGAAAGGGAAGGAGGGAAAGAGGGAAGGAGGGGAGAGGAGAGGGAUGCACCUCCAGCCGCUCCUCCUCCCCUUGAGUCGGAAAAGUCCCGAGCCAACUCUUCUUUCUGUGGAGAGGCACCAUGGCCAGGAGGACGAUCGUUCUCUGCAGCUGGAUGGGAUUUGUGGUUCUCCUGGCGUUUUUCUUGCUGGGCAACCUGGUGGGCUGGUGUGUGAAAUCAGUUCAUAAGUCGACCGGAACGUCCAACAUCUUUCAAAAUGUGCGAAGACAACUUCUUGCAGAAAUGAGAGCUGAAAACAUCCGGGAUUAUCUCCGUGCUUUCACCAGGCUCCCCCAUGUAGCAGGAACAGAACAGAACCUUCACCUGGCAAGACAGAUUCAAACUCAGUGGAAGGACUUCAGCUUGGAUACAGCCAAGCUAGUUCAUUAUGAUGUCCUACUUUCCUACCCGAAUCAAAGCACCCCCAACUAUGUUGCCAUUAUUGAUGAACAAGGAAAUGAGAUUUUCAAGACAUCACUUUCUGAGCUGCCUCCUCCGGGAUAUGAAAAUGUCUCUGGAGUCCUACCUCCUUAUAAUGCAUUUUCGGCACAAGGCACACCUAUGGCAGAUCUUGUGUACGCAAAUUAUGGCCGCACUGAAGAUUUUUUUAAGCUAGAGCGCCAGAUGGGAAUCAACUGUACAGGAAAGAUUGUCAUUGCCCGAUAUGGGAAAAUAUUCAGAGGAAACAAAGUUAAAAAUGCCAUGUUAGCAGGAGCUAAAGGGAUUAUCCUUUACUCAGACCCUGCGGAUUACUGCGCUCCCGGAGUCAAGCCUUAUCCAGGUGGGUGGAAUCUUCCCGGAGGAGGAGUUCAGCGAGGAAAUGUGCUAAAUCUCAACGGGGCAGGAGAUCCUCUCACUCCAGGCUAUCCAGCCAAAGAAUACACCUUCAGGUAUGAGACGAAGGAUGGAGUAGGGAUUCCCAAAAUCCCAGUUCACCCCAUCAGUUACAACGAUGCUGAGAUGCUAUUACAGUUCAUCGGAGGAUCCAAAGCUCCAGAUGAAACUUGGAAGGGAAAUCUGAAUGUGUCCUAUAAUGUUGGGCCUGGGUUUUCAGGCACCUACUCUACAAGAAAAGUCCAAAUGCACAUUCAUACUGUCAACCAGAUUACACGAAUAUACAAUGUUAUUGGGACCAUUAAAGGAGCUGUUGAACCUGAUAGGUAUAUCAUCUUUGGGGGCCAUAGAGACUCCUGGGUGUUUGGUGGCAUCGACCCAACCACAGGGGCAGCUGUUCUUCAGGAAGCUGCAAGGAGUUUUGGCAACAUGGUAAAGAAAGGUUGGAGGCCUAGAAGAACUAUCAUUUUUGCCAGCUGGGAUGCAGAGGAAUUUGGGUUAUUAGGUUCAACAGAAUGGGCAGAGGAGAAUGCCAAGAUUCUUCAGGCAAGAGCUGUGGCUUACAUCAACACAGAUUCUUCUAUAGAAGGCAACUACACAUUAAGAGUUGACUGCACUCCCCUUCUCAAUCAGUUGGUGUAUAAUCUGACAAAAGAGAUCUCAAGCCCUGAUGAAGGAUAUGAAGGGAAAUCUCUCUUUCAAAGCUGGAUUGAGAAAGAUCCAUCUCCACAAAAUAGGGAUCUCCCCAGGAUAAACAAACUCGGAUCAGGCAGUGAUUUCGAAGCUUAUUUCCAGCGAUUGGGGAUUCCGUCAGGAAGAGCACGCUAUACUAAGAAUAGGAAAGUGGACAAAUUCAGUAACUAUCCAGUUUACCACAGCACCUAUGAAACCUUUGAACUGGUUAAGGACUUUUAUGACCCUACAUUCAAGAAGCAGCUUGCUGUUGCGCAAGUGCGAGCAGCCUUGGUCUAUGAGCUGGCAGAUUCCCAGAUCCUUCCUUUGCAUUGUCCGGAUUAUGCAACAGCUUUAAGGAUCUAUGCCAACGGGAUCUACAAUUUGGCCAUGAAACACAAAACACAACUUGAGAUGUACAAAGUAUCCUUUGCUCCCCUCUUUUCUGCAGUGUCGAAUUUUACAGAUGAAGCAAUAGAUUUUCACUACAGAUUAUCACAGCUUGAUAAAAAUGAUCCCAUAGCCAUGAGGAGCAUGAAUGAUCAGCUGAUGCUUCUUGAGAGAGCUUUCAUUGAUCCUCUUGGUUUGCCAGGCAGGCAGUUUUACAGGCAUAUCAUAUUUGCUCCAAGCAGUCACAACAAGUACGCGGGCGAGUCCUUCCCUGGGAUCUACGAUGCUAUGUUUGACAUUGAUAGCAGAAAAGACCAAAAGAAAGCUUGGGAUGAAGUGAAGAGGCAGAUUUCCAUUGCAGCCUUCACAGUGCAGGCUGCUGUAGGGACAUUAAAAGCUGUGAUCUAGAAUAGGAAUAUUUCAGAGAUGCUCUGUUUGAACUCUACAACUAGGAAAAAGAUCAUUCUACAAGCAUAAGGAAUUUUCAACAGGACUACAUACUACUUCAUCUCAUGGAUGUGGAUUGUGUGAAUGCUGGUGUUCAAAACCAUGCCCAUGUUGUUGACUACAACUGAUGAGAACAGCAGCCCAACCUCUGGAGACUCACACGUUCCUUAUCUCUUUCCAUUUUUUUUUUGCACAGAUAAUAAGGAAUAUCCACAAACUUUGACCAUAAACUCCUUUCUUUCUACUUUCCUACCUUUGGUUGUAAAUGUGAUGGUCAGUUUCCAACCAUCUGACCAUAGUUUCAAGUAGCGGAAACUAGUCUAGUUUACUACUUCUGAAGACAGAUUUCUUUUAGCUAAUCCAACUAAUGGCAUCUGAUUAUCUUCACACUGCUAUUGCUUAUAAAGAAAACAAUUUCUCUAUUCCAUGACAAUAUGAAUACUAGAUGCAUGAGGGCCACAGCAAGGAAGGUUUGGUUUUAUAUAAUACUUUCAUGAAAAAGGGUAUUGGAUUGUUAGAACAUGGGCUUUUGAAGGCACCAGGUUCAACCACUAUAAUGCCAUUCUCCUAUAAGAGUCAGUGCUAGCCUACUAUAAAGAUAGGGAUUAUCUGUGUAACAAUCGAAAUUAGCCAACACAGUCAUAGAUAUGCCAUCUUCUGACACAGUACUGGCACGCCCAAUAGUAUGAUUUGAUUGAAAGAACCAUGUAACAAUAGUAGUGAUCAGUAUAUCCCUGCUCACAAAUGUGCCUCCAUGUCAUGCUGUAGUAAACAAGUUGUUAAAAUGUUUCUUCUUCGUGGUGCUUCUGUGGAAAUCGCACAUAUGGGUUUUCCUGCGCAGCAUUUCGGAACCUUCUAGAAGCUCUAGUGAAACUUUUUGGCGCGAGCCCCGCCCACUCUCCCCAGUAGAGUAUAUAAGGCCCUGUGGGCGGGGCUAAGCAGUUCCUUUUUUCCGCCGUUCAGUCAGCACUGAGGAACCUUUUGCUCUAUAAAAUAUAUACUUUGAUUGCUUACUUGGACUUGACUCGGACUGGUUAUUCUCUAUCGAUACCUCUCUCCAACCCUUAGACCACGGAAAGGACUUGAUUUGGCAUCCGGACUUCCUAAGGCAGGCUAGUUGAGAUGGCUUCUUUUUUUAAGAAGUGUGGGGCUUGUGGAGGCACGCUUCCUGAGGCCGAUGGCCAUUCCAAAUGCCUCCUGUGUCUGGGGGAAAGUCGUAAUUCUCAAGCCUGCCAGGUGUGCCGAGGGUUUACUCCUCAGGCCAGAAAGAAUCGUGAAUCUAGGUUAAAAGCCCUCCUCUAUGAGCAGGCCCUAGCCCCAACAACUCCUGGAACGGUGACCGAAGCUGGACUAGCUACUCCUGCAGCUGAAGGGGCAGAUUCCCCUUCUACAGUAGGCCCCGCGUUGCCACAAGCGCCUCAAAAUGGCACGUUGCCGCAAGUGCCUCAAAACGGCGCGGGGGAAGAGGCCCCAACCUCCUCAAGGCCGGGAGUUUCCCAGAAAGCAGCUCCUAAGGGAAAGGAGGGGUGCAAGAAGACUAAAAAGACAAAGCAUAUCGAGAGCGCCCCUCCGCAAAGAUCCCUCCAGCCUGCUUCGCAGCGCCCGGGUGCUGGGUACUUACCUCAUGAGUCCCCAGGAUCGCGGGACCCCCCGCCAUUGACUCCGAUUGUGCCGCUGAUGUCUCGAGCGCUUUCCCCAGUGGGGAUUCUCCCUGCUCAGCCGGUACCACAGAUACCGAGCGCACAGCAGGAGGCGCAAAGGGGGAGGAGAGAGAGGAGAGGAGAGAGGAGACUGACUUCAUCUUCCAGCUCACAGAGUUCCUCUCCUUCUCCCAAGAGGCCCAGAGGGGCUCGUUCAAGCCGUCGCUGCCGCCAUUCCUCUUCCCCGAGCUCGAGGGGCUCUAGGUCUCCUCUGCAGCGGGGUCCUGUUUACCCUUACGGGCCAAGCUACUUCCCACCAGAUCCACACUUUCCAAUGAUGUUUUAUGGCCAUGGCUUCCCUCCGUAUCCCCUUCCACCUCCCGGAUUCGAAGGGUUCUACCCCCUCGAUCCCUAUGGCCGCCAGCUUGCACCGGGCUCUGUAGGAAGCCACGCCCACACAGCGUCACCGCUGGGCACGCCUCUAGGGCCACGCCCACAGAGCGAAGCCCCGGAUUCAGGGCGGGCUCCUGGAGCUCUGAGGCCCGCCCUCCCUGUAGCGCGCCCGGCGCUGGGGACAAAGCCUGCUCUCGGUACCGAGGGGAUUCAAACAACGCAAGAGGCUUCACAGCCUGUGCAGGCUUCUACUUCAAAACUCGCCCUGGGUCCCGGUCAGGCUGAUCAGCUUGAGAACGAUGACGGAAGGGCUCAAGAAGGCCCAAUCCUGGCAGUGGACCCCCAUGAGGAUAUUGACCCUCCUUCAGUUGAGGACAUUAGAAGCUUCACAGCUUUAUUGAUAAGACUCUCCAAAGCAUUGAAUCUCCCUACUCCGAAACCCUCCAAAGUUGUUGAGGACCCUGUAUUUCCUUCUUCAAAGCAGCAGGCUCCAGCCACCACAUCAUUGCCUUAUCUCCCAUAUCUGGUAGAGUUAGUAAAGAACGAAGGGGUCCCACCAGCCUCCUUGCCUGCGACCCCAAGGAGGGCGGGGUUCCUUUAUAAGAUCGAUCUCUCCGGAGUUUCAUGGCUAGCAAAGCAGCCAAAACUUAAUUCAAGAGUGGUGAAUGUAACACAACCUAAGGCAGUCCAAAGAUCUCAACCCA
Messenger RNA from Anolis carolinensis (green anole), 5130 nucleotides. RefSeq names its product N-acetylated-alpha-linked acidic dipeptidase 2. Gene Ontology annotation, molecular function: carboxypeptidase activity. The record is from RefSeq and is a predicted model, not a curated record. Lineage: Eukaryota; Metazoa; Chordata; Lepidosauria; Squamata; Anolidae. Bases 132 to 2354 code for a protein of 740 amino acids. The transcript has 19 exons.